This is a messenger RNA of Oppia nitens, 1787 nucleotides long. RefSeq names its product probable ATP-dependent RNA helicase DDX52 (gene ais). NCBI's taxonomy places the organism in Eukaryota, Metazoa, Arthropoda, Arachnida, Sarcoptiformes, Oppiidae. Gene Ontology annotation, cellular component: 90S preribosome. The record is from RefSeq and is a predicted model, not a curated record. The coding region runs from base 112 to 1713 and encodes 533 amino acids. The transcript is spliced from 6 exons. Gene Ontology annotation, molecular function: RNA helicase activity; nucleic acid binding; ATP binding. Gene Ontology annotation, biological process: maturation of SSU-rRNA.
AGUGCACAAUACAACACACGAUUGGCUGUCAAUGCAUUGCAAUGGAUAUCAAGUGAUAAACACAUGUUUUCAAUGAUUUUAUUUUAAUAACAUAUCAAGUGAUCAAAUGUCAUGAAUUCAAACAAUUUGUUUAAGAAGUUGGUGUCAGGCGUUAGGUUUGACCGCAAAAARUUUGCCAAAGACUUCAACAAAUUUUCGUUGAACCACCAAAACGAUGGCAACAAUAAUAUUGAUUAUAUUGACGAAGAAUAUACAGAAGAUAAACAAGAAGAAGAAGAGGUUAACAUAAUUAGCGAUUCGUCAAAGAAAAAACCAAAGAAGGAGAAGACUCGGAAACAAUUGAUUGAAUUAAACAUCGAAAGAGUUAAUCAUUUGCGAAAAGUGAAUAAAAUCCGUGUCUUUGGUAGUGAUGUCAACGAUCCGAUCGAGUCGUUUGCUGAUCUGAAUGUCGACAAAAACAUAAUAAAUAAUAUCCAUUCAUCUGAUUUCGUUAAUCUGACACCGAUUCAGAAGCAAACAAUACCAUUAAUGUUAGAUAAACGUGAAGUCCUGUGUUGCGCACCGACCGGUUCGGGAAAGACAUUGGCGUUUCUCAUACCAAUUAUUCAUCACUUGGGUUCACCACAAAGGAAAGGAUUUAGAGCUGUUAUAUUAGCGCCGACUCGCGAGUUGGCCAAACAAAUACAUCGAGAAUGUCUUUGGAUGUCUCAGGGAACUGGUCUUAGAGUUCAUAUUAUCAAAAAUGUUAAUUUGGCGAAAAAGAAGUUUGGAACUGACUCUAAGCUCAUGUAUGAUAUUUUGGUGACGACACCCAACAGAUUGGUUUGGCUUCUUAAACAAGAACCGAUUGGUAUUAAUAUACAAAAUGUUGAAUGGCUUGUUGUCGACGAAUGUGACAAACUAUUUGAAUCGGGUUUUCGAGAUCAGCUGUCAGUAAUAUUUCAAAGUUGUGGUCAGUCAUCUAAGAUAACUCACGCCAUGUUUAGCGCCACACACGACCAGGAGUUGCAGAAGUGGGCCGAACUAAAUCUGGACAAUUUGGUAUCCGUUGUAGUCGGCGGACGUAACAAUGCAUCGCAAGAAGUGGACCAGAAGUUGACUUUUGUUGGCAAUGAAUCGGGAAAAAUAUUUGCCUUAAGAGACAUCAUAGCUCAGGGAUGUGAGGCACCGGUAUUGAUAUUUGUAGAGAAAAUACAUAGAGCUAAGAGAUUACACAAACAACUGAUAUAUGAAAAUAUUAAUAUCGAUGUAAUUCACUCGGAAAGAGCUCAACACCACAGGGAUCGUAUAGUACGGGAGUUCAGAGAGGGAAAGAUAUGGUUUCUCAUAUGCACUGAACUUAUGGGUCGAGGCAUUGAUUUUAAAGGCGUUAAUUUGGUUAUUAAUUAUGAUUUCCCCAGAACUGCAGUUUCUUAUAUACACAGAAUCGGACGCACUGGUAGGGCUGGUAGAAAGGGGAUAGCCAUUACAUUUUUUACCGAAAAAGAUGCGGACAACUUGCGGUCGAUUGCAAAUGUGAUGCGUCGGUCAGGUUGUGAGGUUCCGAAGUUUAUGCUCGAACUUAACAAUAGGAAAACCAGGUUAUUUAGAAAACGUAAAUUUAAUCAAAUUAAUAGAAAUAGAAAUAAAGGAAAGAAAUUAAAAAAUAAUUCCAAUGAUGAGGAAGAAGAUAGUGGUGAAAGGGAUCAGCAAUAUGACGAUGAAAGUGAUUGAUUUGAUUUAUUUAUAUCUCAAACUAAAUUAUAUCAUUUAUAUUAAAGUUUUAUUUUAACUUUGAUUGUAAUAAU